Daucus carota subsp. sativus is the source of this 1288-nucleotide messenger RNA. RefSeq names its product putative germin-like protein 9-2. Bases 259 to 885 code for a protein of 208 amino acids. Gene Ontology annotation, cellular component: cell wall. The transcript has a single exon. Gene Ontology annotation, molecular function: manganese ion binding. The record is from RefSeq and is a predicted model, not a curated record. NCBI's taxonomy places the organism in Eukaryota, Viridiplantae, Streptophyta, Magnoliopsida, Apiales, Apiaceae.
AACGUAAACGUCAAAAUACUCCCCUCAAUUAUCGUCCUCAAUAUAACACUGGCACGGUUCAGUACGGCUAUCCAAUCAUCCGAGCUACAAGAAAAUACAAGAAAUUAACGACAUGAACUGUUCACAAGGCCAAUCUGAGACCAUCAAGUUCUCGUGUCACUAUAUAUAUCCGUAAUUUAAUCAACGGUAUUCAUAUCGAAACUCGAUUAUUAGAACAUUAGAUUCGACAGUGUCCUUGUCGUAACCGUAAAUUUUACAAUGGCAACGGUCUCGCAAAAAAAUGUAACACUUUUUAUUCUUGCGGCAUUUGCUUAUGCGCUGAUGGUGCACGCCAGUGAUCCUGAUAUUCUCUCGGAUUUUAUAGUCCCUGAUAACAUCAAUGUCAUUGACGGGAAAUUCUUCGCGUACACCGGACUCCGAGGAGCAUUCGAUUUCGAAAAUUCGACAACGUACAAGGGCGUUCCAGCUAGUCUAAAAGAAUUUCCAGCCCUUAAUGGCCAAAGUGUCUCAAUGGCUGUGCUCCAGUUUCCGCCGAAUGCAAUUAAUCCCCCUCACACACGCCCGCAUUCGACGGGGCUACUGUUGUUAAUCGAUGGAAGCCUCGAGGUCGGAUUCGUCGAUACGAGCAACAAGCUCUACACCCAAUCUCUUGAGGCUGGAGAUAUUUUCAUUUUUCCGAAAUCUUUGGUUCACUAUCAAUAUAAUGCAAGUCCAACAGCACCAGCCACGGCUAUUGCUGCUUUCGGGAGUGCAAGUUCGGGGUCUGUUGCGGUUCCUUCGACAAUAUUUGCGACGGGUGUAGAUGAUACGAUUCUUGCGAAGUCUUUCAAGACUGAUGUCGCGACUAUAGAGAAGAUCAAGAAAGGCCUUGCUUCAAAGGCCUAGAUGAAGCUUCGGGUUUAACAGAGAGUAAAUUAUCGAUCAGAAAUUCAAUAAGCGAGAAUGUGUUCGUGUAAAACGAGCUUAUAUUCACCGAAAGCGAUUCCUAAUUUCAUUCUUUCCAUAACGUUAGGAACAGUUUUUGUCGUAGUUGUAUGCUUGUUAUGAUAAAACUUUGUCUUGUCAAUUUUCUUGUUACGAAUUUGAUUGAUCGCUUAGAGAAAUCAGAAUACUCGGCACAUAAUUUAGAUGGACUUAGACAAAGAACUACUAGUCAAGCAGUAGAAAGUACCAAGAGGAUACGUUAAGACUGCGACGACAUGAUCAAAUCUUGGUAGAACCGUAAUUGGUAUCUCAAAGAUGUGCGCACGCAUAUAUAAUAUAUUAAAACUGUUUUUAGUAUGUACAC